CAAUUUUCCAACGCCAACUACAAUUUGUUGCAAUUCUAUCAACUCCAGUGUUGUACCUUGUCGUACUUUGGGCAAAAGUUUAAAAUAAAUAUAUUUGUUUUUUAUUAAAACAAUAAUACAAUCGGCUGGCAGUGGUCUUUUCGGCACAUCCAAUCGUCCCGCGUCGAUUACCACAUGUAGUUAAACACUUAUACAAGCGUGCAAAUUUAUUUCCACAACACAGCAACACUGCCUGGAAAGUGGAGGCAACUCUGAACAUAGUGUAGAAAAAAUACUAGCAGCAAAGAAAAAAUUUUUUCACACACUACGGACUGAAUUGAUUUUUGUCUGCGAUUAACUCUGGUGGAAAAAAAUCUUAUAAUGGCAAAGAGUCUGUAAAAAGGGGACGGAAUAAAAAGUGAUAUAUGCUUUUCAAAAGAGUGUGGAGAACAAAAUCUUUCGACAAGAUCAGAAGACGUGUCUUUCAGCAAGCCAAAAGUAAUCAUCAAGCAUAAAUAACAGCACAGUUUAGUCAACAUAUUUGCGAGUAGGAAUAAGUUUAUCCUCCAGUGAAGUGGACUGCGCUAAGCGAGAGGCUUAAUUGUUUUGCAAGACCUAAAGCAACGAUAACGAACAGAAGAAAACGGGUCUUACUUGAUUAUCAGUCAAUACAAUAAAUAAUUGUUUAAUGAACUAUAAAGUUAUUCAACCAAAAAGUAUAUUUGCCUUUUAACAACUUUGGUACAACUAAUAAUUAACAUUUUGGCAAUUCUUGAAACGUUUUUCAUCAAAGGCUAUAAAGGCGAAGUUAAAUUAAAGAAGUACAAACAUCUACCGAAAACUAGUAAAAGUUCUCCCCAUAAUAUAAACACACAGAAUAUUUUGGCGUUCGACUAAUUGUUGCUAAACUUCAUCAUCUCUUUAACGAAGACCAGCACUAAACUCAGUUUAGACAUACAAAAAUAAAACGUCUACGAUCUCUUGUACCUAUCUGAUUGAAUUAUUCUGUGUCACGUUUUAAAGAGGCUUCAUAUAUGGCAACUAUAGAGGAUUUUGUGCCACAUAUCUUAAAAAGCACCACCGUCACUCCCAAUCCUUCGUCUGUGGCACCAAUCAUUGCCAACACCGCCGACGCUAAUAACUGCACUUUUACCUCUGUCUUGGAAUCGUCUUCUAUAACGGCUGUUGCUAAAGCGUUGGAGGCAUCAAGCUUUAUCACCUCCUCUUCUAGUGCUUCCACUGUGGAUUCUAUCGUUGACAAACUUGUCAAUUCGUUGGAUUUGAACGACUCUUUAAUAUCCAACAGCUGUAACCCAAUAGCAAAGGAUUUGAAGAGCAUUUCGUCCCGUUCGUCCUCAGUUGCCGGCAGCUUGUCGUUAGGCGGGCUGGGCGGUGGCAAUAUGUUUAGUGAGGUCUUCGAAAGUAACGUGGGCUCUGAGCUGGAAUCGGGCUCGUUAGAGGACUCGUCAGGCUCCUUAGGUGACGGCGAUGUCGACAAGAAUUGUAAGAUUUGCAGUUCCCGUUUGCAAUCACCUCGUGUUCUCUCUUGCCUUCAUGUCUUUUGCGAGUCUUGCCUGAACAAGUUGUUGAAUGAAGACUCGUCGGGAGGAAACCUUUCAUCAUCAUCUUCGACAUCUUCGGUUGGGGGCGAUCUUGUACCACUUCAUAACUGUUCUGGAAAAUCGCAAAUUAGAUGUCCAAUAUGCAAGCAGAUAACUAUGGUUGGACCUAAUGGCGUGCAAUCUUUGACAUGUGAUUACAUACUUACCAAUAUUUUGGACUUGGCCACUAUUGAGUCGGAACAAUUGUAUUGUACUUCUUGUAAGAGCAAGGAGAAUGCAAUUUCCCGUUGCAAUGAUUGUGCCAAUUUCUUGUGCAGCGGUUGUGACAACGCUCACAAAUAUAUGCGUUGUUUUGAAAACCACGAAGUUGUCAAGUUGGAGGACUUGCAAAAGACUUCGGACGGCGACAAACCAUUGAUUAUACACAAACCCUUGUACUGCAAUGUACAUACAUCGGAGAAUCUCAAGUAUUAUUGCUUUAAUUGUCAAAUACCGGUAUGCAAUGACUGUUUGAUUGCCGACCACAAAGGCAGCGAGCAUCACUAUGAUAUUAUUGCGUUGGCUGAAAAAUCGGUGCGCGGUGAUGUUGAGAACCUAAUAAAGGAGGCCAAAUCAAAGGUGCAAUAUUGCGAUGACGCAGACGCAAAUUUAUCUAGCGCUCUCAAUGAGCUACAAUCUCAACAUGAUUCGGCACGCGACCUCAUCCAAGAAACUUAUGAGAAUUACAAGAAAAUCAUUGAGAAAUGUCGCGACCAAGCUUUGGUGGAACUGAAAAAACUGCAUUCCGAACGAGUUUUGAAGAUAAUGGAUUUAAUGCAGAAUAUACAGAAUACUAUGGGCAAGAUUGACAACACUUGUAAAUUUACCAACCGCGUUCUGGAGCAAGCAAAUGCAGCAGAAUUUCUGUCGAUGAAAAAACUAAUUGCAACUCAAUUUAUCAAUAUGAUUAAUACAACUCCAAAAUGCGAUAUAAAUUAUUCCUUGACAUUCGAUACUAAACCGGAAAAGUUUGAACAACUAGCUCAAGAAACUUUUGGCAAAUUUCGUACCGAGUCGACACCCCCAUCGCCAAAGGAAAGCACACCUCCACCUACCUUACCUGGUAUGCCACCGAACAUGAUGAAUGGUCGUGUUGGUAGUGGUGGAAACGGUAGCAUGAAUUGCUCCAACAGCUCACAGAGUCAGUUGACAAGCUCCGUUACAGCUAGCAGCCCCAUUUCUUUGCCGACUUCCAUGCAAAGUUCAUUUGAUGGCGAUAUCUAUGCCAAUGCCUUGGGCAAUGGUUUUAUGAUGUCCAAUGUACUUACACCAGACUCUCCACCACAAGGUCAAUCCGCAUUAUCUCAUCAUCAUCAUCAACUGCAACACCAGAAUAGCACUUCCUCUCACCACAGCAGUGUUAAUGGGUUUAAUAGUAUGGGAUCCAUUGGGCCUGGUAAUGGAAAUAGUCUAAACAACAAUUUAGCUAAUUCCUCACCCGGCUUCAAUGGAUCUCUUGGCAACAGUCAGUUGGGCGCAGGACCAGGAGCUUCGCUGAUCGGCCCUCAAGGACUCAACGGCUUAAAUAACACUGUUCCUUCAAAUGGACUAAGUGCCCUAAACAAUCCUCUCAACAAUAGUCUUUCAGCUGCUCUUGGUGGUCCUUUGGGUGGAAAUACUGGAGUCGCCGCAGUCCCACCACCAGGGGGUUACAACAGUAUUCUCGAAUACAAUUUAUCACGUCUUGCCAGCCUCACUGAAAAUACGCCGGAUUCUCUAACGGAUGCCCUGGUUGGCUCUUCAAGUGGACCUACUGCCCAAUCAGUAGUGCCAGCAGCUAAUGCACAGAAUCAACCAAUUACCCUAGCCGAUAUUCUCUCUGGCGAUCAGCGCGCUUUCAAUAAUUUGCAAGCUCUUGCGAAACUGGGCUUAAAUAACAACGAUUUUCACACAGACAUGACAAGCAAUCAGCUAUUAACGAGUGGACCCUCACCAACUGGAUUUGAUUGUUUAUUACCAGAUUACUGCCUACCCACAGCACCGUCGCCAAGUUUACCAAAUUUGCCUCCAUUGUGUCCAGGCGCUGGGGCUGGUGGUUCCGUCGAUGAUAUGAGCAUAACUAGCUUCCAUGCCCCGCAACAACCUCAACCAACGGCUACAAGUAUAAUAACGGGUCGCAACAAGGCAACCCCAAUGCAGAUACGUUGCAAGUUUGGCUCAUUGGGAACGUCCAAAGGACAAUUUAAUUCUCCACACGGUUUUUGCUUGGGCGUUGAUGAGGAAAUUAUUGUAGCCGAUACCAACAAUCAUCGCAUCGAGAUCUUUGAUAAAUCUGGCAAUUUGAAGUUUUACUUCGGAGUGCCCGGUAAAGAGGAGGGGCAGUUAUGGUAUCCCCGAAAAGUUGCUGUUAUGCAUACUAACGGCAAAUUUGUGGUGUGCGACCGUGGCAAUGAGCGAUCUCGGAUGCAGAUAUUCUCGAAAAGUGGUCAUUUCAUGAGGAAAAUUGCCAUAAGAUACAUCGAUAUUGUUGCCGGUCUGGCCGUCACUUCUAAAGGCCACAUUGUCGCCGUUGACAGUGUUUCCCCCACGGUGUUCGUAAUUUCGGAGGAUGGAGAAUUGGUACGCUGGUUUGAUUGUAGCGAUUAUAUGCGCGAACCUUCAGAUAUCGCAAUCAGAGACAAUGACUUUUACGUGUGUGACUUCAAGGGCCAUUGUGUUGCGGUCUUCCAUGAAGAUGGUACAUUCCAGUAUCGUAUAGGCAAUGAAAAAGUUACCUGUUUUCCGAACGGAAUUGAUAUUUCUAAUGCUGGCGAUAUUUUGAUUGGCGAUUCUCAUGGAAAUCGAUUCCAUGUUGCUUGUUAUUCACGUGAUGGUGUUCUUCAGUCAGAAUUCGAGUGUCCACAUGUUAAGGUAUCACGUUGCUGUGGCCUAAAAAUAACUUCUGAAGGAUAUGUUGUGACACUCGCUAAAAAUAAUCAUCAUGUUUUGGUGCUUAACACCCUGUACGUUCAGUGAUUGCAAAAAAAGAAAACUCUCAAUACGAGAUCUGAUUUGUUAAACUUUGGAAAAACUGCAACUGUAAGUAGACCACACCAGCAGCAUCAACAUCAAAAUCCGCAGUCGCAGUCGCAGACGCAACCACAACAUCAUCAUCAUCAACAGCAACAGCAGUUGCGUUCCGUUUUUCCUACAAUGCAUGGCAAUCAUGGCAUUAGUAACACAUCAUCAGCGGUCACAGUCCCAACGGAUCCGAAAGUACCAACAACAGCAGCAUCAGUAUCAACAAACGCAGCACUAAAUUUCAAUAUGCCUUUAAUUAGCAAGCAUCAGCUUUAUAAAAUUAAUACUGAAAAUAGUGAUAAUGGUGAACAAAAAAAAUUACAACUUAUAGAUUAUGAUGAAAUUUAAGGCAAUAAUAUUUUUGUAUUAUUUUCAUUUUCAUGAAAACCAACAAAGAAAGAAUAACUAAAACAAAAUUACACCCACAUAAAAAUAUUUAAUGAUAAAACAACGCCUCCAAAGAUACGACGAAAUUCUGAAUUUACGCCGCCAAAAGCCAAAAAGAAUCGUAAAAUCAAUAUAAUUUAUUUUUUUUACACCUCUUCGUACCACUUACUACUACUAUUACUACUACUUCUAAUAUUUUAUUAUAAAUUAUUAUAUUCUACAUCGUUUUACACUUUACAAUUUUUAAUGUAGUUAAACAAACAAACAAACAAAUUAAAACAAAACAAAAGGCCGUUUUUAUAUACAAAACAAAUAUUUUAGCUUAUAUGAGAGAUUUUUUAAAUAUAUAUGUAAUAUUUUAAAUAGUUUCCUUCCUUUUUCUACAACACUUAAGAGACUUUCUAAUGAGGAGGAGUGAAAAGGCUAAUUUUUCUGAGUAUACAUAAAGAUUUAUUUUUGUAUACAUAGAAAAUUGCCCUUUUGAACAUGAAAAACAUGAAUUUAUAACUCCCAAUGAAUUAAUGAAGGAAAACAUGUCUGAUUUAAAAAAAGUUGAUUCUUUUCGAAACAAAUCUCAAAUCCACAUACAUACAAAUAUAAUAUUUUGAUCUCUUUCUAUUCAAUUUUAUGUUUUUUAAUUGCCAAAAACCAAACAUGAAUCAUAAUUACAAUGUAGAAAAAUGAAUGAAAUUUUGAAAAGUAAAUAACAUAUUUUUAUUUCACCUUUGCAAAAAAAAAAAAAAAAAAAACCAAAACGGAAAUAGAAAACAAGUUGCAAUGGUUUACAAAAAAAAAAACUAAUCACAAUUUAUACAAAAGAACUAUUACAACCAUAACAACUUAAAUGAAUAUUGUUACAUAAAUUACAUUAUUUUUAUUAUUUUUGUUACGUUUUCUUUUUAUUUUAAAUCAACUACAAAACAAUAAAAUGUAUUUACAAAACGUCGAUGGGAGCAUAAGUAUAUAAGGCAUACUUUUGUUUCCAUUGAAAUUGUAUUUCACGUUUUUAUUUACAAACAAAACAAAAAGAAAAGAAAAAACAUAUUCCUUUUUACAUACAAUUAAAUUAAUUUCCCCACGUUAUUUUUUUUUAAUAAGGCUGGUUUUCCAAGACAUUAUUUUACAUAAUUUACUCAAUCACCUUUGUGUGUUAUAUAUAUAUAUAUAUCUAUAAAUAUAUUUUUUUUAAUAACAUUGUUAACUCUUUUAAAUUAUUAAUUAAUUACAUAUACAAACUAUUUACAUUUACAAGAACAAAAACAAAUAUGUUUUAGUAUAUAUGUUAUAUUAAAUACACUGUAACACGAAACAAAUUUUAAACUUGAAACAAAAGAAAAAUAAUCCUAUAAUUUUUAUUAUAAAAUGUUUAAUUUAAUUUUGAUUUAACUUUGUGUUUCAAAUACUUUCUUGUCAUUUUUUGUAUUUAAUUUUAUUUUACUUUUUAUAUUUAUUUUUUUGUUUUCUUUUUUAUUAGAGAGAAAAAAUAUAUGAUUUUCAAAUGUAUUUUUUAUAUAUUGUUUUCAAGAUUUCUAGCUGUUCUUAUGUAAAACAUAAAAGUUAAAAAACGAAGAAAGAUAACAAAAAAGAUUGGAAUAAGAAAAAAAAAAACAAAAAAAAAAAAAAAAAGAAAAAGAAAUUAUCAUAUAUUGUGCGUGAGGCUGUAGUUUUAAUUGAAAAAAAAAAAAAAGAAAAACAAUACCAAUCAUACCUUUUUACUACUAUAUAAGCAUUAACAACGAUUACAAGAAUUACCCAAAAGCAAUCCUUUAUAAAAUACAUAUUUAAUUUUAAGUAGUACCAAAUGUAGAGUUUCUCUUCGAAAACACUCACACAUCAGACUUAUUCAAAUUUCAAACCGUCAUUGACAAAAACCAAACUGUAUAAGAUAUUUUUGUAAACAUAUUUUUUAAGUAUACACACAUAUGUAUUUUGUUGUCGUUUUUCAGUGCAAAAACAGUCCCACAAGAAAGUGUUUAGUCUCUCUCCGCAAAAGGCAAUUUGAAUACACAUACAUAUGUAAUGUUUGGCUGUUUAGAGGAUUUAGCGUUCUUUUAUAACUUUAUUUUCUUAAUGUAACAUCGUUUUUCGUUCGUUCGUUUUUUUUUCUCUUUUAUUUUUUGAUCGAAAGUCCGGAUGAGCCUGUGUGCUCUCGUCCCGAUUUCCGCUAAUUUCGUCUUGUUUGUGUUUUCCUUAAGAGCAUUUUUCUAGCUAUAAUAACACAUUUAUUGUAUACAAAAAUUGAA
Molecule: messenger RNA, 7210 nt
Organism: Musca domestica (house fly)
Lineage: Eukaryota; Metazoa; Arthropoda; Insecta; Diptera; Muscidae
Biological process (GO): positive regulation of DNA-templated transcription
Cellular component (GO): nucleoplasm; chromatin
Molecular function (GO): ubiquitin-protein transferase activity; protein binding; zinc ion binding
Source: RefSeq, a predicted model, not a curated record